This is a messenger RNA of Trichoderma asperellum CBS 433.97, 421 nucleotides long. Lineage: Eukaryota; Fungi; Ascomycota; Sordariomycetes; Hypocreales; Hypocreaceae. The record is from RefSeq and is a predicted model, not a curated record.
CUAGUUUUUACUAGGGAGUGCUCCGUAAACAACAAUAAUAAUGCCUUCUUAUGUAUCGCGUUCAUAGAGUACGCUACAUAGUUAUGUGCAUGCACAUGGAUAUGAGAUGCUCGGCUCCGCCUAGCUGCAGACCGACAACUCAUCCGGCAACGCCCAAUUGCGGAUCGCUCCGGGCUCUAAAUCAACAUUGCAUCGCCACAAGCCCUCUUUGUUCCUGGACUUGUCUCAGCACAAAUCGCCGGGCUGUUUUAAAGCUGCGACCUCAGUGCGAUAGGCGCGGCCGAGCGGUGGAGACGUCUGCGCUGGCCGUUGCCGUGGCGACCGCGCUGGCUUCCUACUUGAGCUUCUAAGGGACCAUUUACUGCAGCUCAGCUGGCUUUUGAACUUGGAUCUGGAAUCCAUUCGUUCUUCACCACUUCAU